This is a messenger RNA of Tetranychus urticae (two-spotted spider mite), 1295 nucleotides long. RefSeq names its product activating signal cointegrator 1 complex subunit 1. Gene Ontology annotation, biological process: regulation of DNA-templated transcription; DNA alkylation repair. Lineage: Eukaryota; Metazoa; Arthropoda; Arachnida; Trombidiformes; Tetranychidae. Gene Ontology annotation, molecular function: RNA binding. The record is from RefSeq and is a predicted model, not a curated record. Gene Ontology annotation, cellular component: nucleus.
GCUGACAGAUUGAGGCAUAUGGGAUAAGUAAACAAAUGUAUUGAUAAUUUCAUCUAAACUUUCUUAAAUGUUUUGUCCAUUAUGGAUCUAGUUAAACCUAAUUGUAUUGUUGUCAACGGAAGAUGUUUCCGUGCCUUUUAUUCUGGAGGGGAAGCCAUUCAUUCCGGGAGCGCCAAUAGUUAUGAAAUUGAUGAAGAAUAUGUUGAUGAUUGCUCUGAAGAAGUGCCUGUUAAUGAUGAUCUUGAAUGUAUAGAUAUUGAAAAGGAUGAUCACGGAAAUUUUAUCCAUUCAAUGACAGUAGCCCCUGAAUUUUACGGAAUGAUUAUUGGAUAUAAAGGCCAGAAUUUGAACAAAUUAGAGCAUUCCACAAAGUGUCGGGUUAUUAUUCCAAAGAAAGAUGACUCCUCAUCCAAGGGUAAAACCGUAAUUUUACGAUCAUCAGCCAAGCGCAAUGUUUUAGAUGCAAGACGGAAAAUCAUGGCAAUAGUUGAAAGAUCACGAUCUCGUUUGGAGCCGAACUAUUUUAUCUCGAUACCCAUUGAGGAUGAAAAAUUAACUGAACGAUACAUCGAAUUUAAGAAUCAAGUUUUAGCUGAAGUUAAAAAAGAACCACAUCGAUAUCAAGGAAUUUGUAAUGAGAUUUUUCAGGAUCCCGGUCGUCUUCAUUUAACUAUUUGUAUGCUUCUCGUGUUAGAUGAUGAUGAGAAGAAGCAAAUUAUCCAGAAAUUAGAAAAGAUUCAUAAAGAAAAGAUCAUGGAUAUUAUCAACAAGAAAAAGAUUAUAAUCAAAAUAUGUGGAUUGGAGUAUAUGAAUGACGAUAUAAACGCUGUUGAUGUACUUUACGGUAAAAUUGAGCACAAUGAAGAGCUUCAGCAAAUAUGUGAUCUUCUCGUUGAUCAAUUCAAGAAUACUUUAUUCAUUGCAAGAGAAAGAGCGAAAGUAGUUCUUCAUUUAACUUUGCUCAAUAGCAAAUUCAAAUUGGAUAAAGCCGAACGAGAAGGAUGGUUAAAAGACAGGAAGAAAGAUAAACGGGAAAAAUACUCGGUGCAAGAACUGAUGAAUAAAUUUGGCGAUUACUAUUUUGGUGAAGUUCAAGUUAAAUCAAUUGAGUUAGCCAUAAGACAUACUCGCACAGACAAAGGAGGAUACAAAUCAGCAUUUACAAUCGAUCUGACUAAAAGUUUAUAAUUACCAGCUAAUAUCGUCUUACUUUGUCCAUUGUUGUAUUUAUCACUUUACAGUAAUCUAAUAUUAUUAUUAAAAUUUACUCUGGUAAAUAUACUUUUUUAUUUAGU